This is a messenger RNA of Cotesia congregata, 825 nucleotides long. Lineage: Eukaryota; Metazoa; Arthropoda; Insecta; Hymenoptera; Braconidae. The record is from the annotation of a GenBank genome assembly.
AUGGCUUCUGCUACAACUCUCGCCAUUUUAAUGGCACUCGCUGCUAACGCGGUAUUCCUUGAUGCUUCUCUUCAAGAACCUUCUUCAGCAGAUACUUUGGAGUAUAAACUUGCUCCAGAUUCUUCAAUAGAAGAGUCAGUUCAACCAGAAGCUCAUAAAUCUAACUCAACAAGACACAGUGUUCAUCCUCAACCAUCUAUGCGAAGACUUCAGGAUCGUCUACCUACUGCACCACAUCAUAACAUCAACAAUCACACCCUACCUAGAUUUUAUUCAAACAACACUGUCCAUAAAAAUUCAUUAAACUCAACAUCAUUCUCACCAUUACAGCCAACAUCGCUAAUGUCAACAACAAUGGGACCACCAACAACAACAACAAGACCUAGAUACCCAAGACCUGAACCACUACCUUCUCCAUUUAAUCAUUACAUCCCAGCACCGCCUCAGCAACCACCUUUCAACUGCUACUGUCCAGGACCAGUUUCUUAUCCAAUGUACUACAAUUAUUAUCCACCACAGUACCCUUUCUUCCCAACUUACCCCAAAUCCGGGCAAAGACCAGCUCCAUAUAACAACAUGCCUAGCUCUGGUCCAUUUAAUCAAUUUCCAACCCGGCCUUCUGGGUUCUAUGACAGAUUAGAACGUCCGUCGCUCCCUGAAUUCAACAAUCAGAAUACUGGAGCACCAAAGGACCCUUUGAAUAUGUUCGAUGAACCUAGCACGACUACUGAGGCUCCUGGGUACGGUUUUCAGCUGAAGACUGUCUCGCGUAACAGGACUGAAGAAGGAUCGUCUUCACAUUAUAGCUCUAGCAGUAGUUGGUGA